UGAUGACGUACAACACAUUGAUAUCCGGAAGAUUAUUUAUGUAAAAAUGGCACCAAGAGCACUGACAGUUUGUUGUGAUAUUGUAAGAUGGUUUCCUGUAGUCUUUAUUUCAGCCAUAAUAGUUUGGUCUUACUACGCAUAUGUUGUCCAGAUGUGUAUUUUUACUGUGCCUAAUAUAGCAGAGAAAGUUAUAUAUCUGCUGAUAUACCACCCCAUACUUGUUCUGUUUUUGUGGUCAUAUGGAAAAACUAUAUUUACUCCAGUAGGAUCAGUUCCUCCACAGUUCUAUCUGUCCAAAACAGAUGCUGAGAGAAUAGCCAGAGAGUCCGAGGAGGGCCAGAAAGCUAUUCUAAUCAAUGCUGCCAAAGAGUUACCUGUCCUGAAUAGAACACAUUCAGGCAGUCCAAGGUACUGUGAAAAGUGUCGCUGUAUAAAACCAGACCGAUGUCACCACUGUUCUGUUUGUGGCCAAUGUGUGUUAAAGAUGGACCAUCAUUGUCCAUGGGUCAAUAACUGUGUAGGAUUCUCUAACUACAAGUAUUUUGUAUUAUUUCUGGGAUAUGGACUGCUGUACUGCCUAUAUAUUGCUGCAACUAGUUUACAGUACUUCAUUUUAUUCUGGAAGAGUGGAGUUUCCAAAGAAAUGGGUCAUUUCCAUAUAUUAUUUUUGUUCUUUGUGGCUGUGAUGUUUGGUAUAAGUCUUAUAUCUUUGUUUGGCUACCACUGUUAUUUAACAGCCUGCAAUAGAUCUACACUAGAGUCCUUUAGAGCUCCCAUAUUUCAGAGUGGACCAGAUAAAAAUGGAUUCAGUCUGGGGAAUUAUAACAACUUCACAGAAGUUUUUGGUGUAGAUAAAAAAUCAUGGUUUUUACCAAUAUUUUCAAGUGAUUCUGAUGGGGUGUCCUUUCCCACACGAAACAAUCUCCAGGCUAACAGUAACAAUUCUUACCAAACUAUGGGGGAAACGCCCAAGCCCAGUGCUGGUGACGGAGUCUCGUAUCCUACUCGUACAAUAGAUCUCGAUUCUGACGGUCUCCUGGCGGACCGACAGCGAUGGAUGGAGGAGGGGGAAUCAGACGGGGGAGGUACUCUGUUUUCUGGGUCAAGUCAACAACAUUUGAUCAAUGUUCAGGAAUGACCAUAAACGUGGACUAAAGACCAAGAAUGUAUGGUUCACAUGAAAAUGGUGGAUAUAACAUGGCAUGACCAAAGAAACAAAUGAACAAACAUAAUCAGUGACUCUCCAGCAUUGCCAGAGAGUGUUGAUGGAUCAUUCCUAUGUCUCUUAUAAGAGAAUAAUCACCAUUGUUAUAUUCUGGCAAUGUUAGCAUUUUGUGUCAGCUGUUGUCAACUUUGCUCUUUGUAAACAAAGUUCAUGAAAUUAUAAUUUUGAUUCAAUAGGAGAACCACCCUUUAAUAGUAGUUUAUAUAAAAAGAACAAUGAAAAUCUUGAUGUACUAUUAUAUCUACAUUGGAUCUGUGAUGAACACGUGAAAGAUUUCAAAUCACCACUAGUUCUACUUAAUCCAAAUAGGAAAUUUCCUGAAAUUUCUUUUCCAAAAAGAUAAGAAAUUUCUAAAAAUAUUUCCAUUUUCUUUAGAAGAAACUGUAAAUGAAGAAUUGUGAUUUAUUUAUUGAUGUAUUUAUUGUUGAUUUAAACAUUGCAUCUUGUAUCAAAAGAAAUUUCUUUUACUAAGAAAUUUUAUACUGAUCAACACUUUAGGUUUAUAAUCCCCCGUUCACUCAUAUAAAAUGAUUGCUUUAACUUUUGCUUGAUUUUUUAAAAAAAGAAAUGUGUUUGAUAAGUAAAAUGCAAACAAUUUUAGCAUAGCGUUUUGGGCAGAUUCAGUCAAAAGAGAUAUUUCACUUAUACAAAUUUAUUGAGGAACACUGGACAUUUUUCUUAUGAAGAUUCAUUUCCCUUUUGAGAGUAUCAAUAAACCUUAACUAUAUCACACAUAUCUUUCAGUAAUGAAUUAUUAGUUAUCCUGAAUAUUGCUUAAUUGAGCAUUCAUUACUUUUAUAUAAACUUUGGGAUAUGUUUAAAGUUAAGUUUGAAUUUUAUUCAGAAGACAGUUUGAGUCAUAAUAGAAUAAAUGCCUUUUGUAUGAAUGCUGUUUGUGAAGAAAUUCAUUUUACAAAUUACAUGUAUAAGUAGGUAUCAUGUGUGCAGUUGUACUCAGGUUUCUAUUAUUAUGUGUGUUAACUGUAUAGAACUGCUGUGUUUUUUAUUUGAAUUCUAUAUGUCUUAAUUUCUGUUAUCAUGAAAAUUUUCUGAAAAGUUAGGUUCAUAAAACCUUUGGUACAUUUUAUUACUUCUCCACAUUUUCACUGUGUUAACAUUAGAUCACUUUAUUGUUGAUGCAUGGUCCCAUUUUUUAUAAUUUAAAUUCAAGUAACUUAGAACAUAUGAAAUGUUUUUGACUUUAUGUGUUCUAGAUUGCAUUACAAGAAUUUCAAAAAAGUGCAAAUGAUUAAUGGGUAUGUAUUAGUAAUGCACAUGAAUUUUUCUUUAAAAUGUAUUCAAAAUGCUCUUUAUUCAGUUUAGAGCAUGUAAAUGAUUAUCUGUGUCUUUUCUCUACGUGAAAAAUCUUUUAAAUGUGUUACAUGUAGUAAUCCAUGGUAUUUCGUGGCAUGAACUGCCCUCUUAUUAUGAAACAGGGUUUACUGCACUGACAUUGAUGCUUUAAUGACAUUUUCUUACUGAAAUGUUAAAUUGAGAAUACAAUGUAUUUGUUUAAUAAUAAAAAUAAAGGUUAAAAAACA
Molecule: messenger RNA, 2766 nt
Organism: Saccostrea cuccullata (small rock oyster)
Lineage: Eukaryota; Metazoa; Mollusca; Bivalvia; Ostreida; Ostreidae
Product: palmitoyltransferase ZDHHC15B-like
Exons: 13
Coding region: 47-1138 (363 amino acids)
Molecular function (GO): palmitoyltransferase activity
Source: RefSeq, a predicted model, not a curated record